UCCCGUUCGUUCCUGCGACAGACAAGUGCAGCGACACCAAGCGGAGGAUCCGGGAACCAGUCUACAUGUGGAGGCACUCUCCUACCCAGACCUGACUCUAGUCUGUUAAUGUUUCAAAGAUAAACACGAUAUGAUUUGUCUUUGGUAUUUUGCUUCUAUUCCCUUUCACAAAUGGCAACAUGGUACGGCUGGAUAAUGAAAAGAUAUACAAGGAAGACAUAAACCUCUUGGAAUCAAAGGAAAUAGAUGUGUUCAUCACACCUGGUUUCAUUCUUUAUGUGUUGUGGUGCAUAUUGUGUCCACAUUCCACUAUAACCCUCACUGAAGCUUCCGAUUGCCCUGCUGUAGAUGGUAGCCUCAUUGAUGCUGAUGAGGAAAUUAUUGUCCCGGAUCCAAUAGUCCAAAACAAGGCGAGAUCACCUAGAAAGAAAAGGUUUCAUUCAAGACACAUGAAAAGAGGGUGUUCUGACAGAAAAAGGGAAUACAAGCCACCACAGUACCCUACAAAAAGAGUACAGGUCGACAGGCUUACCAGAAGGGAUUCUGGUUUCAUAUUUUUCAGCAAAGAUACUUCAGAUCAAAGAAGUGAACUAAGUGAACGAAUUGACGAGUUGGAUCACGUGUGUCUGCGUGAUAUACAUUUCUAACACCUUUGAAAGUUAUCCUUCUGUGUAUUUUUAUAUAUAAGUGUGUUUGUUAAUCAUGGCUUCAGCAGUGUCACUACCUAACACCUACUUUCAGCGUCUUAAUAAUGCACCUUCAUUUUCCCCAGGUGAAAACCUGAAAUAUGAAGCUGUGAGGCUUCAGACAUUUAGCAGUUGGACAAUGUAUGAAAAUGCUAGACCUAUUCAGUUAGCAAAGGCAGGCUUCAGUUAUACAGGUAUUGAUGAUAUUGUCAAGUGUUAUUCCUGUGAUAUCACAAAAGGUGGCUGGAAUCGAAACAUGAUCCCAAUGCUUGUCCACCAAGAACUCUCCCCAACAUGCAUUUUCUGUCUUGGCAGCGACAAUAUGAAUAUCCCAAUAUAUGUCCCCGAAAGUGCUGAAUAUCAGCAAAUUCAAGAGAACCUGCAUCGCCAAUAUUGUGGCCCUGAUGCAUCGCCAUACAUACCGUCGGCUCUUAGCAAUCGACCUCAAGACAGUCCAGACUAUUCCAGCGCCACCUUCAGGCAGAAUCAGGCAACAUCAGCUCAGACAAACUUCCCCGUUGUGGCUACAGACUCUGGGGCAGCAGAAACAAGUCGCCAGGCGAUUGGCACGGCCGGAGGACUCGGACUUGGACAUGAUUCAGAAGCUACCCCAACCAGGGAGGAAUUUGCACCUAUGAAGCAGGAGGCCAACCGAUUCUCCAGCUUUGAUGCCAACUGGCCAAGACAGAACACUCCAGACCCCAGAGAUCUGUCCCGAGCUGGAUUCUACUUUACUGGGACUGUUGAUCGCGUUCAAUGCGUGUUCUGUAGAGGAAUACUUCGCAACUGGGACGAAGACGAUGUCCCUAUGGAAGAACAUCGGAGACAUUUUCCUAUGUGCCCUUAUGUCAUGGGAUUGGAUGUAGGAAAUGUCCCGGACCCAGCCGCUAUCAUAUCUGCAAACAGAACAUCUGAGUUCAUGAACGUCACCCAGCCAGCUGCUGUGGUCAGUGAUGCCAGCCUGGGGAUUGUUACUGAUCGGCCCAGACACCCACAGUAUGCAGUGGAAGCUUCCCGAGUCAGCUCCUUCAGAAACUGGCCCAGUGGAAAGGAACAGACACCUCAGAUGCUGGCCAAGGCUGGCUUCUUUUAUGCUGGUUUUGGAGAUAGCGUGAAAUGUUUCUACUGUGAUGGUGGUUUGCGCACAUGGGAACGUGGUGAUGAUCCAUGGUCUGAACAUGCGAGAUGGUUUCCCCGUUGCCCGUAUGUUCGUCAAGUCAAGGGAGACAACUUCAUCCAGACUGCCCUUGGAGGACGAGAGCCUGCAACGUCUGCAUCUGGCAACAGCACGUCGUCCACGUCGGAAAAAUCACCUAAUGGUGCAUCCAACAAGAAAGCUGUGCGGACCCUAGACCCGCGAGAGUUGUCUGCCCGGAUGGACAGCCCCAUGGUACAGACAGUGCUGAAGAUGGACAUCCCCCGAGACCGGGUGGCCAGAGCAAUACAGAACCGACUACAGGAGACAGGUGAUGACUUUGCCUCCCUCGAAGCACUGAUGGAGGCCAUCUUCCAUCUUCCUGAUGGGGAGCAAUCUGCUCCUGAAACACCCAAAGUAGUUGUCGGGCCUUCCAGCCAGAAUGUCCCUGCUGCCAUUGGAGAUGACAUAGGGGAGAAGUGUGAUGACUCAAGUGAGAGAGCAAUGGACGAUGAUGACUCCAGUGAUGAGGAUUCCCAGUCUUUGAUGGAAGAAAAUAGACAGCUGAAGGAACAGAGGCAGUGCAAGAUCUGCAUGGAUGAGGAAGUGAAUGUUGUAUUUCUACCAUGUGGCCAUCUUGUUUGCUGUGCGACCUGUGCACCUGCCCUGCGGAAGUGCCCCAUUUGCAGAGCCAACAUUCGUGGCACCGUUCGGACAUUUAUGUCAUAAUUGUACUGGGAAAUGAAAUGUAUUUAUUAUAAAAGACAAUCACAUUAAAAUCAGAUCUUAGUUCUCGCUACUGCUAAUCAAAGAUCUGAGGACAUCCCAUUACAGGUCAUGUCAGACCUACCUUUCGCCAACUUUG
Haliotis rufescens (red abalone) is the source of this 2686-nucleotide messenger RNA. RefSeq names its product baculoviral IAP repeat-containing protein 7-like. The transcript has 8 exons. The record is from RefSeq and is a predicted model, not a curated record. Bases 703 to 2550 code for a protein of 615 amino acids. Lineage: Eukaryota; Metazoa; Mollusca; Gastropoda; Lepetellida; Haliotidae.